AAAGUCUUUCUUUUUUACAAAGUUUUCUCCUCCUCUGAACUCUGGUUCUCAUUUCUUGAAUUUCUGCGCGCAACAGGUACUAAAUGCCCCCAUGGAUGGUGCAGGUUGAAUCUAUUGCCCCGAUUUCCUGUCACAUGAUUUUGAAAUAGGAUCCCUAGUUUUUCUGCUAUCUGUCUUGUGUGUGUGCGCGUGUGUCUGCGUGUGUGUGUGUGUGUAUGUGUCUGGGGGCAGCGCUGAUCUGCCUGGAGAAGUUGAGACGCUCUUCUUAACGCGGACGCGCAGCGGGCUUUCCUGACAUUCAUCCGCGCGCCGCAUCAGCUCGACUGACCUGACUGGACUUCAACACACUUCACCUGCGAGAACAGAGGACCAGAAGCUCAGACAGAUCACAGACUACAGUUACAGUAGCUACAGAAGAGCGAUGGAUUCGUGGAGAGUCGCAGCUUUGCUCCUUGCCGUCUGCUUCAGCGCUUCAGCUACUGAGCACUUCCACACGGAGUGUUAUACAGCGAAUGGUGAGGACUACAGAGGUCGACAGAAUCAGACCAGUCUGCAAGGAGGAAGGCCGUGCCUUUUCUGGAAUGAAACAUUCGAACGUCCAUAUAACACCAACAAAUACCCCAAUGGAGAAGGAGGGCUUGGGCAACACAACUUCUGCAGGAACCCAGAUGGAGAUGUCCGUCCCUGGUGUUACAUUGCAGAUCUCGAGGACGGAUCUUACUGGAAAUACUGCGAUAUCCCCACCUGCCAAAUGCCAGGUAACCUGGGCUGUUUUAAGGACAGCGGUGAUCCGACACCUUUAUCUGGAAGCCACCAAACCUCCACCAAACUGACCAUUCAGAACUGCAUCAGCUUCUGCCGCAACCAAAGAUACAAGCUUGCCGGGAUGGAAUCAGGCUAUGCUUGCUUCUGCGGCGAUGACCGUGAAUAUCACCGUCACGGUGAUGCUCCGAACACAGAGUGUAACCAUGUGUGUUUUGGAGAUCACACUCAGCCGUGUGGAGGAGAUGGACGCAUCAUCGUCUUUGACACAAAAGUAGGUGCUUGUGGAGGAAACUUCACAUCACCUUCAGCAGUGAUCUACUCUCCCGACUUCCCAGGCAAAUACAGGUCUGGCAGUGUCUGCUACUGGACCAUUCAGGUUCCAGGUUCUUCUGUUAUUCUGUUCAACUUUACUUUCUUCAGUAUCGUGGACCAAAAAGACAUGGUGGAGCUGUUGGAUGGUAAAACCAACCAGGUUGUGGCACGAUUUGACGGCCGCAAUCCUCCACGGGACAUCGUGAAUAUCACCGCAGACUUUGUCAUUUUGUAUUUUUACUCCGAUAGGACAAAUGAGGCACUGGGGUUUUCUGUUGUUUAUCAUGCUUUAAGAAAUCCAGCAUUCAGACCUGAAGAGGAGGACAAUGGUGAUGAAGAAGACACAAGUACAAUGCGGCCGAACUCAGGAAGCACUACAACAAAAUCAAACACCAGUCAGAGUGGAAAGUCCUCCCAUCUCUACUACGUGAUCACAUCAAGUCCUGCAAACAUGCCAGUGUGGACCAUCUAUGCGUUAGCUGCCCUGCUAACGCUAACAGUCAUAGCCAUGGUCGCUAAACUGCUUCUGCAUCUUACUGUAAAGUCCCCGUCCAUCCCAUCAAUAAGCGGGUCAGAAUCAUGCGCACAGAGCACUACAUCUGAACCCUGGAUCAUCCUCUACAGACCUUCCACCAUCUCUCUGUUCAAGAAGAAGCUCAAAAACCACCACGGAGACCUCAGCCCACUUGUGGGAAACUAACCUCAACGCCUCUGACCUCUACGGCUGCACAAAGGAUGUAUACACUGUACGCAAUGCUGGUCUUCUGCUGCUGGGCUAUAAGAAAGACAUCCAACCGAAAUGACCCGAGCAGGCCUCAGUUGAUCGAUUGUUGGGUAACUAAUGAAUAAACUGUGCAAAAAGAGCUUGAUUCCACUGGCUGAAGCGCUUACUCUCAAUUUGCAUCUCAACCAAUCACCAAUCAUGUGACAGGUGCACAUAUAAACCAAGAGAUUUGAUUAGCAAAGGAGUUCUGGGAUGUUUCCGUAGCCGCAUGUCAGAACGAACAAUGACCGUUGGCGGAAAUAAAAUGGAUAGUGGCUCAGCCGUUUCUGCAGGUGCUUUCACAGAAGUGAUUGACCGAUAAGCGUCUGCAUGAAAGAAAGCAGGAGACUCCCUGUGGAGCACACUCUGAAAGACAAAACCACUUACAUAACCAAAAUAAUGCCACGGUGCCCAAGCAAGCCCAUCUAGAGGAGAGAUACGAUUGUGUUUCAGACGCUCUUUAACCUCUAAUGUAGGUCACCUGUUGUUGAGGAGCACAGAACUCCUUUCUUCAGCUGGCUGAAUCGGUGGAGGAUUGAUGUCACAAUCAUGUCGGGAGCAAUUCAGACUCAAAGUGAACAACAAAAAAAGUCUCUCUUGAGAGAGAAAGAGAGAUUCAGCAAGAUGGACUGCGGAGAUCCAAAGCCUGAAAUUGCUACAAGUUGGGCAAUGUUCAAAACAAGCUAUGUUCGAGACAUCCCUGUGGACCUCGCUUUCGUCUCUCGUUGUUUGUGUUGGGUUUGAUCUUUCUGCAUUGCCUUUAAGUGCCUUCAGGAUUGAAAAAAAGACUAAAAAAAACAAACAAAAAAAACUCUUGUCUGUCUUCUAGGCUGUCACAAUGUCUCAGUGAUGUAAACAAGCAUUAAUCCUUCACACCAUUGAAUUGCAAAUGAGAAAAAGCA
Messenger RNA from Danio rerio (zebrafish), 2742 nucleotides. The record is from RefSeq and is a predicted model, not a curated record. Lineage: Eukaryota; Metazoa; Chordata; Actinopteri; Cypriniformes; Danionidae.